This is a messenger RNA of Effrenium voratum, 915 nucleotides long. NCBI's taxonomy places the organism in Eukaryota, Dinophyceae, Suessiales, Symbiodiniaceae. The record is from the annotation of a GenBank genome assembly.
AUGGUGGACAACGUGGGCCUCAAAGUGGAGAUCGACAUAGGUUCUUCCAAGUUCACGCUGCUCAACACAGUGUCAUCCAAAGCAAGCUUGCCACCAGGUGAGUUUGUGGACGCGAUAGUUGAGCAUGGCCUUUCGGAUGCUGGCACAUACGCACUGACGUGCUUUGUGUCCUACACCUGCAACGGCGAGGGGCAAUUCAAGCGUUCCUACCGCUUCCCGGCUCUGGCACCAUUUGCAGUAUCUCACCGCGUCGUGCAGCUUGAUCGACAGCUGCUGGUCGAAUGUCUAAUUGAGAACUCCUUAGACGGCCGCAUUUAUUUGUCGUCAUGGCAUUUGGAUUGCGCAGAGGGCUUCCAGAGCGAGCUGGUUACGGACAUUGCCAGUGACCCUGUGUCAGGCAAUUCGGGCCCGCUGCUGAAGCAAAGGGGUUGUUUCUCCCUGGUCUUUCGAGUGACUCCAAAAGAUGAGUCUGCGGAUUCCGCCACGCUGCGGCAGCGGGAGGUCAUCGGCAACCUCUCGCUGGCCUGGCAGGUGCCAGACGGCCCUCGGGGCUGUAUGGACGGCCACCAGAUCCGCGUCAGGGCUCUGCAGGUGCCAAACUUGGAUCUACAAGUCGUGGAGUGCCCAAAGAGCGUGACCGUGGAGGUGCCUUUCGAGCUGGAGCUUGAGGUCACGAACCGCACCAAAGAGUCGCUGCAACCAAAGAUGAGCUUCGACCUGCGGCUCAUGGGCGCGGUGAAGCUGCAGGGCCCCUGCCAGCGGCUGCUGAAGCUGGAGCCGGGCCAAAGAUGCCGUCUGCCCAUUGAGCUGGUCGUCACGGUGCCGGGACUGCAUGGCCUUCAGGGCCUGUCCCUGGCAGACCCUUCGGUCCCUCGGGUGGACUUUGGGGUGCUUUGUGACAUCCUGGCUUUCUAG